Quercus robur (English oak) is the source of this 6805-nucleotide messenger RNA. RefSeq names its product putative disease resistance RPP13-like protein 1. The transcript is spliced from 13 exons. Gene Ontology annotation, biological process: defense response to other organism. Lineage: Eukaryota; Viridiplantae; Streptophyta; Magnoliopsida; Fagales; Fagaceae. Gene Ontology annotation, molecular function: ADP binding; protein binding. The coding region runs from base 122 to 4315 and encodes 1397 amino acids. The record is from RefSeq and is a predicted model, not a curated record.
CGGAUCCAACAAGGAAAACCCUAUUCAGUCUUCAUUCCCAACUCACAUCUCAGAAGUGUGUCUCUUUGGUUACUUCUUCAUUUCCCAUAUUUGAUAUUUCCUUCUUUUCCACGAGCGAAUCAUGUCAGUUAUCGCAGAGGUUGCUUUAUCCGCUUUGUUUGAGGCGCUGGUUAACAAGUUAACCUCCUCUGAUUUGUUGAAGAUCUUUCAGCAAGAACAAGUUCAUGUUGACCUCAACAAGUGGAAGAAAACGUUAUCAAAAAUCCAUGCAGUUUUGGAUGACGCAGAAGAGAAGCGGGAGACAAGCAGGUUGGGGAAGAUCUUGCUGGACGAGCUGGAAGAGUUGGCAUAUGAUGCGGAUGAUAUCUUGGAUGAGUUUGCUACCGAAGUUUUGCGACGUAAGUUAAAUGCAGAACCCAGCACAAGUAAGGUAAGAAAGUUCAUCCCUGCUUGUUGUGUGGGUUUGAGUCCAAGUUCUUUUAUGUUCGAUGCCAAUAUGCGGUCCAAGAUUGCAGCUAUUGACUCGAGACUACAAAGAAUUGUGACAGAAAAUAAUGGUUUGGAUUUGAGAGGAAGCACUGGGGGAAGGAUUGGAACAAAAAGAUCAAGGGUGCCCCCUACUUCUGUGGUGAACGAAGACCGUACUUAUGGCAGGGAUGAGGACAAAAAGGCUAUCAUAAAGUUGUUGCUGAGUAUUGAAUGUAGUCGUGCUAAACUCUCUGUGAUUCCCAUAGUUGGUAUGGGAGGUCUGGGUAAGACAACUCUUGCCCAACUAGUGUACAAUGAUGAUGAUGUGAGCAGUUAUUUUGAUUUGAAAGCAUGGGUUUGUGUUUCUGAAGACUUUGACAUUUUAAGGGUGUCAAAAGAAAUUCUAAAAUCUAUCACUCCUGAGCCCUGCAAUGAUGGUGAUGGUUUAAACUCAAUACAAGUCAAAUUGAAGGAGAAAUUAAAUGGCAAGAAAUUUCUGAUCAUUUUGGAUGACGUUUGGAAUGAAGACUACAAUAGUUGGACUCAACUAUGUUGUCCUUUUGAAUUUGGAGCUCUAGGAAGUAAGAUUAUUGUCACCACUCGGAGUCAUGAGGUUUCAAAAAUAAUGGAAACUACUUCACCUUACAAGCUGAGAGAGUUGUCAAAUGAUGCUUGCAGGCGUCUAUUUCUCCAACAUGCACUAGGGUCAACAGAUUUUGUUGCGCAUCCAGAACUUGAGGAAAUUGGUAGAGAAAUAUUGGAUCUAUGCAAGGGAUCACCUUUGGCAGCAAAAGUACUUGGAGGUGCUUUACGCACUGAACGCAAUCCUAAUGAAUGGAAAAAGGUGCUAAAUAGCAAGAUUUGGGAAAAAAACGAUAUUAUUUCUGUUCUUGAAUUGAGCUACCAAUACCUCCCUUCACAUCUAAAGAGGUGCUUUGCAUAUUGUUCACUAUUCCCAAAAGAUUAUGAAUUUGAGGAGAAUGAGCUUGUCUUGUUAUGGAUGGCAGAAGGUUUGGUUCAAGAAACAGAAAGAAACAAGUCGAUGGAAGUUCUUGGUGUUGAGUGUUUUCAUGAUCUACUCAUGAGAUCAUUCUUUCAACAAUCAAGCAAUAAUGGAUCACUCUUUGUCAUGCAUGAUCUUAUCAAUGAUCUAGCUCGAUGGGCAGCAAGUGGCUUAUUCUAUAGAAUGGAAGAUGCAUUGGAAAGUAAUAAGCAAUCCGAGAUUUCUACAAAGGUACGACAUUUCUCUUACAUUCGACAUAAUCUUGAUGGCGUCAAAAAGUUUGAAAAUUUCCCCAAAAAUAUGUAUUUACGAACAUUCUUACCCGUACCAAUCAAGCCGUCAGGCUACUUUACAAACUACUUAACAAACUAUGUUCCUAAUUGUUUGUUGCCACAACUAAGAUGCUUAAGAGUAUUAUCUUUGCGUGGAUAUAAAAUCAUUGAGCUACCAAGCUCAAUCGGUGAUCUGAAACAUUUAAGAUACCUCAACCUUUCUGAUACUCUAAUUAGAAGUUUACCAGAAUCAACAAGUUCUCUACACAAUUUGCAGACAUUGAUGUUGAAAGAUUGUCACAAACUUACAAAGUUACCGGAGAAAAUUAGGGAUCUAAUUAAUCUUCGUUAUCUUGACAUUACAAAUGCCAAUUUAAUUAGAGAAAUGCCGGUGGGAAUUGAAAAACUAAAGAACCUACAAACAUUAUCUAAUUUUGUUGUGGGAAAAGAUAAUGGAUCCAAGAUAGGAGACUUGAUGAACUUGGAGUUUCUUCGGGGAAGAUUAUGCAUUUCAAGUUUGGAGAAUGUGCUCGAUGUUGAGGAUGCAAGAAGGGCAAAUUUAAAUGGCAAGAAGAAUUUAGAUGCACUAGAGAUCAAAUGGGGGUUUGCACUUAAUGAUAUACAAUAUGCAAGCAUUGCAAAAGAUAUUCUUGACAUGCUACGACCUUCAACAACGGUGAAAGAACUUUCAAUUGAUGGCUAUAUUGGUGUGAAAUUCCCAACAUGGUUAGGAGACCACUCAUUUUCUCAUAUUGAGGACCUAAGGAUUGUCGGAUGUAAACAAUGCAUGUCCUUACCUGCUAUUGGACAUCUAUCCUCCCUCAAAUUCCUUGUCAUUAAGAGUAUGCCUAUGGUGCAGACCAUUGGUCCUGAGUUUUAUGGGGAAGGUCGGUUGAAAUCUUUUCAAUUAUUAGAAAAACUUCACUUUGAAGAUAUGCAAGAAUGGCAAGAUUGGAUUCCUUAUGGAGUUGAGUACGGAGAUUUCCCUUGCUUGCGUGAGCUUUUUAUCUCUCAAUGCCCCAAAUUGCAAGGGGAAUUGCCAGGCCAUCUCCCAUCAUUGGAAAUAUUUUCUAUUAGUAAUUGUGAGCAAUUGGUUGUUUCAAUUCCAAGCCUUCCAAUGCUCUGUGAAUUACAAAUUGUGGGGUGCAAGGAGGUGGUGAGCAAAAAUAUAGAAGAGUUAUGCUUGCUGGAGUCGAUUACUUUUUCUAUUCCAGGUCUUAAAAGCUUAUCAAAGGACUUCAUGGAAGGAUUAGCAAAGGUAGAAGAUCUAAAGAUAUAUAAUUGUAAUGAGCUAACAUCUUUGUGGCAAGAUAGUCUCAUUUCCCUUGUUAGGCUGGAAAUCAAGUCGUGCCCAAGUCUCAUCAACAUCAGCUUGACGUCAACAUUAAAGACAUUGAAUAUUAAUGGUUGUGGUGCUUUAAAAUCCCUACUAAUGUCCAAUUGUACAUGCCUGGAAUAUGCAACUAUUAAGAAAUGUAGUUCUUUGAUGUUCAUUUCAAAACGCCAGCUACCUCCAACUUUGAAAAGUCUAGAGAUAUAUAAUUGCAAGAAUUUGCAAUUUUUGAUAGACGAGGGAGAGGCUUCUUCUUUAUUAUUGAAAGAGGAGAGUAUUAGCAGUAAUGCAUCUCUUCUUGAGCACUUGGUUAUUAAACGUUGUCGAUCUCUAAAAUGUGUACUAUUAAGAGGUGACCUAUUUGUGAAGCUUAAAGUCCUUGAGAUUUGGAAUUGCUCAGAGCUGACAUCAUUAUCAUCAAGUAACCAGUUACCUAUUGCCCUUAAAAAACUUCGAGUACUUGAUUGCCCAAAGUUAGAGUCAGUGGCGGACAACUUACACAAUAACGCGUCUCUUGAACGUCUUGAAAUCAGUAAUUGUAAAGAGAUUAAAUUCUUACCGGAGGGCCUACACAUACUCUGCCACUUGAAUGACAUAAGCAUAGGAGACUGUUGUAGUCUUGUUUCAUUUCCGGAUGGAGGGUUUCUCCCCACUCACCUGACAGAACUUAGGAUCUGUCGCUGUGAGAAACUAGAGGCCUUGCCCCGCAUGCAUAUGGUCACUACUCUUGUUAUAAAAAAAUGUCCAAGCAUAGUAUCCUUACCAGAAGAGGGCUUGCCGACAAACCUAAAGGUACUUUCGUUGGGAGGGAUGAAUAACUGUAAGCAAGUAUUUGAAUGGGGAUUACACAGACUCUCGUCUCUUACACAUCUCUCCAUUGAUGGAUUUGAGGAUUGGCAAUCAUUUCCUGAGGAGGAAGAUGGGAAGAUGUUGCUACUGCUACCUACCUCUCUAACCUACCUGUGGAUUGAAGAUUUUCCAGAUAUAGUGUUCCUAUCCUCCAAGGUAUUUCAAAACCUCUCUUCACUUGAACAACUGGGGAUCGUGAGGUGCCCUAAACUCGCAUCCCUCCCAGAGAACGGCCUGCCUCCCUCUCUUCUGCGACUACAAAUUAUUGUAUGUCCAGUGCUGAAACAACACUGCAAGAAAGGAAAAGGGCUGAAGAAUAUCAUCAACAUCCCUUGCGUUGAGAUUGAUUUCCGGUCCAUCUACGAGCUGCAGGAGGAGGAGCAGCAAUAAUUGUGUAAAACAGAGAGAGCAAAACGUACAGAAAUAUACAUAUUUACUCCCUCAAGUGUUGCAGCAGAGGCUAUCUUCUCAACUCCAAUAAAUUCUUCUCAAAUUCCUAAAAUUUGGAGGUUGUAUAUCGUGUUGUGGAACAUGUUUAUCUGUGGGCAUGUACGGAAUGGAGGGAUGGCUUUUUAAUACUAUGCCUGAGUGGCUGAGUCAAAUGUUAUUUUAACUAGAGAUCAUGCCUUGGCCUUGAAUAGAUGAUAGAAGCAUUGUCACCUAUGUUCUACAGAUGGGCAGCCACUCUCAGGUUUUUUUUUUUUUUGGUUAAUUAACUCUUUGGGCUAUUUGGAAAUGCAAGAGUGAGGGCAUGCUUGAAGGGAAGGCUGUCAAUGCUUUUCAAGCUCUUAACUACUGCAAGCACAUGGUCAUGAUCUGUCAAGAAGAAGCAGUGCCAGUGAAUCAUUUUUUUAAGAAGUUUUAUACCUCCUGUUUGCAAUUGGACACAAUUUGUUGAUUGUUGAGAACGGCAAGAGCUGAUUUCAGUGGAAGUUUUCUGGUGAGGUGCAAGCUUUCUGUGCAAAGAUUGAAUGGGGAACCAAAUUGCAAGAGGCUGUUUUUGUUGGAUGACUAGUCCUUAGUCAAUUUGUGAGGCUUUAUCCUUUGUACUUAUGAAAGGUGUGGUGGCUGCACUUUUACUCACUAGAAGGUCUGAGGUUUGUAGCCUUUGUUAUGGAAAGCAAAUGCCAAGCUGGGAGAUAUAAGCUGUUAAGAAAGACAUUGCUUGAUCUGCUGCGUUCGCGAUUUUCGGCUUUAUUAUUGAUGGUUGGAUGCAAAGUGGGCCAGUCAUCCAGCAUUAGAUUGUCUUAUUGGAUUCUUGCAAAGAUGGUCACAUUAGAUAAAUUCUGUCAUCAGGCUCAUAUCCACUUUCAAGGAUUUCACAAUGGACCAAUAAAAUAAGGGUCAAUACUUCUUUGUUUGCUAUUGAAUGAAAUGAAACAGCCUAUAUAUAAGAAUACAUCCCCCAACACAAGGUUCUAUAUCGUGCUGUGGAACAUGUUUAUCAGUGGGUAUGCAUAGAAUGGAGGGAUGGCUUUUCAAUAGUACGCCUGACUGGAAUGUUCUUACCGUUAGAUCUGAAUUUUUUGAAUCAAAUUCCAUUAAUAAUUGGCUCUCUAUUUGUAUGGGAUGGAGUGAGAGCAUGCUUGAAGGGAAGGGCUGUUAAUGCUUCUCAAGCUUUUAACUACUGCAAGCACUUGGUCACUUGGUCAGGAUCUGUACUUGCAAUCUGUUGUAAACCUCCUGUUUGCAAUUGGAAACGGUCUGUUGAUUGUUGAGAAUGACAAGUGCUGAUUUCAAUGGAUGUAAAUACCAAAAGAGAAUGUUGUUGUUAUGGUUCAAGCUUUCUAUGCAAUGAUUGAAUGGGGAACCAAAUUGCAAUAGGCUGUUAUGGUUGGAUGGCUUAGUUGAAGUCCAUAAUCCUUUAUCAGACAAUUUGUGAAGCCUUGUCCUUUGUAUUUUGAAAGGUGAGGUGACUGCACAUGUACUUAACGGUGGCUUUUUGGUUAUGUAAAGCAAAUUCCAAGCUGGGAGAUACAAGCUGUUGAGAAAGACAUUGCUUAAUGUACUGCGUCCAUGAUUUUCUAAGCUCUCAGUUUGCUAAUUGUUCAGUUUUCAGUUUGGUACACAUAGCCUGGUCCUCUUCUUAUGCAACUUUUAUGUUAAAUAUCGUAUGUACUGAUGACAAGUUCAAGCUUAACAGUUUUAAAAAUGUAGUCAAGGAUGCUGUUGACUUACCACCAUUUUGACUAACAGCUGCUUUAUGAUUGAUGGUAGGAUGCAAAGUGGGCCAGUAAUCCCGCGUUGGAUUGAUUUAUUGAAUUCUUGCAAAGAUUGUCACAUUAGCUAAAUUCUGGUAUCAGAUAUUGAAUGAAACAAAGCAGCCUUUUUGUAAGAAUACAUCUUCUAACAGAAGGGAAGUUUUACAUUGGUUAUGUGAUCUAAGGAGACUAACCAGCUAUUGUAGAUAUUCUAAACCAUUGAAAACAUGGAAAUGGCGUGGCAUUUCCACUCGUUUUGCAAGUCUGGCAUCUGCAAUUCCUAUGAGAAGCUCUCGGUAGCAAACACGAUGAAGCCAAAAUCCUUUCUGUCUUCUAUGAAUUUUCUGUGCUUCAGUUCUGAGGAUCAUAAACUACCUAUCCAGCUUGACCUGCUUGUAAAUUGUAAUAUCUAUCCCUUUAAGCAUGUAUAUUAAUGAUAAGGCAUAUUAGUUUUACUAUACAGCUUCAGACUCUGGUAAUGAUGGAGCUUAUAGUCUUUGAAAUCCUGACUCAAACUAUUCAGUGGUGAAAACUCUUACUACUUGAGAGAUGUAUUAUUUUCAAUACAAAUGACCUUGGUCUGUUAAAGGUCAUUUGUUGAUCAUCAAAGAAUGCAACCACUACUAAUCGUGCAAUAAAUUAAUUUCGACCCUACUGAGGUCUGGAUCCAAGUCCAUAA